Molecule: messenger RNA, 667 nt
Organism: Clunio marinus
Lineage: Eukaryota; Metazoa; Arthropoda; Insecta; Diptera; Chironomidae
Source: the annotation of a GenBank genome assembly
UGUGUAUCAUUUGAACAGAUUGCUACCUGUAUAAACCAAAAUCAUAAAAUUAAUAAUUUGAGAAUAAUAAAGCUUGAUAAUGGCAUCAGAAAGGCACAGAGAAGUGAUACAACGACAGAUACAUCAGGAUUGGGCUAACCGUGAAUACAUUGAAGUUAUUGCAAAUUCGAUAAAGAAAAUUACGGCUUUCUUAAACUCAUUUGACAUGUCGUGUCGCUCCAGGUUAGCAGUAUUAAAUGAAAAAUUGACAUCUUUGGAACGAAGAAUCGACUACUUAGAAGCAUGUAUUAAUAAGGAUUCAGAUCAUGUUCGACCAUAAAAAUUCUUCCAGAAUCCGCAAACAGAUUUAGAAUUCGAUCAAUUUAAUUUUAUUAUUCCAAUUUAAUUUCUAUAAUUUUAAGGAUUUUAUUCUUCUUCAAAAGCUUGUGCAAACAUAAUUCUACAAUUUUAAAAUAAAGGAAAUUAUCUUUGUAAGAUGUAAACAUAAUUUGAGUUUUAAGUAAGAUAUUAUGAUUCACAUUGUUUCAGCAGACGAUAAAGGGCAGCAGCUUCCCGUAUUCUGCUAAAUUCAACACAGAAUGCUUCCACCUCAAUAAAUAAAUCCUUCAGAUUGAUAAUCUUCUUGUUUCGAAUUAGACUUUGAAGAAAAACGCAGACAAGUCGCACC